AUGAUUGUUCUCCUUGGAUUCGGAAGCCCUGAGUCCUACACCCGAUGCAACAAUCCCGCCUUGCUAAAUAAAUCAUCUGAGUCGAUAAAGACAUCACAGCCAAACCUCGAAAGCUUAAUACGUCCCUGCUUCAAUCUCAACCACAAACCUACUGUACCGGCAGGCCCUACGAAAGACGCGACGAACAUCGUGUGCGCCUGGAAGAGCGAUCUUGAUCCUGUGGUUUUCGAAACGACCGAGGGCAACAGCAGGAGGCUCAAGGAUGCCGAGAUCGCCACAAUGAGGUCGCUCAUCGAAGAGAUGGAGGGCAAUGGUGUGGUCGACCUGACCAUAAACUCCCACGACAUGGAGCGAGCCGAUGAAGGAGGCUGGGAGGACGACGUCUUCUGCAUCAGCCCCACGGACGACAUGCCGCCUUUGGUCUUCAAGUUCACCCGGAACACCGGCAAUGGCCUGAAGUUCACGAACACGGCUAGCUACUUCGACAACAAAAGCCUCGUUGGCAGCGAGAAGCUGCGCAUGGUGUGGAGGGUCAGCUUUAAUGCUGAUGAACAGGAGCUGUCACCGAAGAAGCCGCUCUACUUCCUGAAGGAGGACUGUGCUUUGAAGAAGCAACAGGUGGUGCGGCUGCUGUGA
Messenger RNA from Symbiodinium sp. CCMP2592, 636 nucleotides. The record is from the annotation of a GenBank genome assembly. Lineage: Eukaryota; Dinophyceae; Suessiales; Symbiodiniaceae.